CUUGCUCGCGCAGAUGGAUCGACUGCCUUCUCCAGCGAUCUGUACACUGUCGUCGCCGGAGUGAACGGACCUGUUGAAGUUCAGCGACGUGAUGAGCUGCCAGAAGAAGCAGCAAUCGAGGUCAACCUGCGACCGAUCUCCGGAGUCGGUGGACCACGGGAGCGAUGGCUGGAGACUGUACUCCAUGCUGUCCUCAAAAGUGUCCUUCUGGUGAACAUGCACCCAAGAACCCUCAUCCAGAUCACACUUCAGGUCACGCACGAACCUAUCCUCAAAUGGCAGCGGACUGCCACCGAUAUCUCCAUCAUCCCGACACUUCUGAACGCCGCAUUCGCCGCCCUUGUCGAUGGAGGCUUACCACUGGCAGCGACCACCGCCGCAGCCCUCGCAAUCAUUCGCGAAGAUGGAGAGGUCAUCAUAGAUCCGCAAGAGAAGCAGAUGUCAUCUUACAAAAGCAUACAUGCCAUGGCAUUCGAUCAGCACGGAUCGCAACUGCUGGAUGAGUCAUCGGGAGAGAUCACAGUCGAGAGUUGGAGGAUGGUCGCGACGGCAGCUCGGCAAGCUUGCAUUGCGGCAAUGGCGCCCGGUGAUGGAGACGCAGCAAUG
Messenger RNA from Zymoseptoria tritici IPO323, 606 nucleotides. RefSeq lists its product as uncharacterized. Gene Ontology annotation, biological process: nuclear mRNA surveillance; U4 snRNA 3'-end processing; poly(A)-dependent snoRNA 3'-end processing. NCBI's taxonomy places the organism in Eukaryota, Fungi, Ascomycota, Dothideomycetes, Mycosphaerellales, Mycosphaerellaceae. The record is from RefSeq and is a predicted model, not a curated record. The annotation marks the transcript as partial. Gene Ontology annotation, cellular component: cytoplasmic exosome (RNase complex); nuclear exosome (RNase complex); nucleolus. The transcript has a single exon.